This is a messenger RNA of Penicillium coprophilum, 273 nucleotides long. RefSeq lists its product as uncharacterized. The transcript has 3 exons. The record is from RefSeq and is a predicted model, not a curated record. Bases 1 to 273 code for a protein of 90 amino acids. NCBI's taxonomy places the organism in Eukaryota, Fungi, Ascomycota, Eurotiomycetes, Eurotiales, Aspergillaceae.
AUGAGUUACAAGACGAACUAUGAGCUCUACUCUCGAGGGAGCAUUGACAGCAGACAGUCACCUCCACCAGAUGAGCUUCUCUCGCCGUUGGCAACACUCUACCCACAUGUCGCGGCCCUGCAGCCACAGUACAACCCGAGCAACUGCACCUUCACCGGUUACCGUGACACGGGGUAUUGGGCUGCGGCCUAUACAACACAACCUAUCGAUGAUCCCUUUGUGUCCAUGCGUCGCAUCAGUGACUACGCCGGCUCAUCAGCCGAGAUGAUCUAA